Phytophthora infestans T30-4 is the source of this 996-nucleotide messenger RNA. Its product is annotated as phosphatidate cytidylyltransferase, putative. Gene Ontology annotation, biological process: CDP-diacylglycerol biosynthetic process. Gene Ontology annotation, molecular function: phosphatidate cytidylyltransferase activity. The coding region runs from base 109 to 996 and encodes 295 amino acids. Gene Ontology annotation, cellular component: plasma membrane. The transcript has 3 exons. NCBI's taxonomy places the organism in Eukaryota, Oomycota, Peronosporomycetes, Peronosporales, Peronosporaceae. The record is from RefSeq and is a predicted model, not a curated record.
AUCAUGUCUUGACGGCAGAGCCUGUCGACGAGACUCGAGGGUCAAGUUGCCGAACAGCGAAUCCCAUUAAUUCCGAUUGUAGGUACAAAUUGUACCGUACUGUACAAUAUGGCAAUUGCUUGGGGGAGGCGCGUGGUGACGGGGAUAGUGGGGAUCCCGACGGCGCUAUGGUUGCUGAGCUCCGACAUGGGCAUGCUGAUGCUCGCCACGACGCUGUGCUGCUUGUCGCUCGUUGAAUUCACCUCCUCCAUCUGCCCGCAGAUCGUGCCGCAUUCAAAAUCAGCGACGGAAAAGCUGGCGCAAAACGUGCUGGUGGUGGCGUCGGGUGCUGUACUGUGCGUGGGUGCGUGGACUGGCGUCAAGAUCGUCCAUGACGCCUUGAGCCUCGGAUUAACGUUAGCGAUCUUCUCUUUCCAUAUUGCUAUCACAAAGAAGAUGGAUCAAACAGCACUGACCAAGUUGCUGCUGGAUCUGUUUGCGCUGGUUUACAUCGUGAACGGCUUCAGUCACGCAAUUUUACUGCGAUACAGCUCGAGCAAGUUUGGACUUGGAUUACAGAUCCUCGGACUUUGCUGCGCCUGGGUAUGCGACAGCGGUGCACUCGUUGCGGGGUCAUUUAUGGGCGACGCUAAACUGGCGCCGGUUGUUAGUCCUGGCAAGACACUUGUCGGCGCGAUUGCUGGCGUCGUUUCCAGCGUUGCCACAGUGCUGGUCAUGUUUGCACUCCCAAACUUUUCUAAUGUGUUGCCCUGGACACACGAUUUGCUGCCUCCGCUCGAUGUCGUGCCUGUCACUCACCAACUAGUGCUCGGCACAGUUAUUGGCGUCUUGUGCAUCGUGGGAGACCUGGUUGAGUCAUACGUGAAGCGUGUUGCCGGUGUAAAAGACUCGGGAGCUUUCUUUCCUGGCCAUGGCGGCUGCCUUGAUCGCAUGGACAGCUUUCUCUUUGUUGCGCCGUGUCUGUACUUCUAUAGUCAGUUUGCGCUGCCAAACUAA